CAGUACAAUGACCGGUGGAUGUGGAUCUCUCUCUCACACACAAGACGACAAAAAACUGCUAAAACAAGUGGAAAGUGGAAAUGAUCUAGUCUGUCUGUAAUAUGUUAGUACUCAGUUAAUGUGAUCUCUCUAAGUGUGUGUUUCACCGCUUCCAGCUCAUUUUUCCAUUAUUCACUUUGAUUUUGUUGUUGUUGGGAUUUUCAUCAUACGGUGCCGUUUGGAGCUUAUCUUUCUUUCCUACCAACUUUCUUAGGAAUCAACACCCUGGACUUCGUGAGCUAGAGCUUUUUUCUCACUGUCCCAAUGUUGUUCUUUUCUUUGUACCAUUUUCAUCAGGGUUGAUUUUCAGUUCUCCUUGUUUUCUGGGCAACUGAAAAGGAACCAUCUUGAUUUGCAUUCUCAGUGGGAAAGUCUUUCACUUUGAGGAUAAUGUGGUCACCCUUUUUGGAGUUCUAGUGUUCAGUUGAUUCUUCGUAUAGUGGGUGCUCUGCUUUGAGUUUUGAAGAAGAAAUGUUCGGGUUCUCUCGUAAACAUAUGAAACUUGGCAGUAGAUUGAAGGUCCAGCUUUCUGACACCACCCAGGGAACUAGAAGUCCCAUUAGGCACCACAAGCGAAAUGUAAACUCCAAUGGUGAUGGAGUUGCAGGGAUAAGUGGUCAUUCUGAGGAAAUUGAUUGCCAGUUUUCGUCUGCUGCGCCAGAGAUGCGUACUUGUACAUCAGGAAGCUCAGAGAACUGGAUGGUGCUGUCAAUUGUAGGGGAUAAGCCCACUCCUAGAUCAUAUCAUGCUGCAGCUGUCAUUGAGAAUAAGAUGGUAGUGGUUGGUGGUGAAUCUGGGAGUGAAUUGUUAGACGACGUGCAGGUGCUAAAUUUUGACAGAUUUUCAUGGACCACAGCAUCGUCUAAGCUUUACUUGUCACCAAGCAGUCUUCCACUAAAGAUUCCAGCUUGCAAGGGGCAUUGUUUGGUUUCUUGGGGGGGAAAGGCACUCCUCAUUGGAGGGAAAACAGACCCAGCAAGUGACAAAAUUUCUGUGUGGGCAUUUGAUACAGAGUCAGAGUGUUGGUCACUCAUGGAAGCAAAGGGAGACAUACCGGUUGCCCGCAGUGGUCACACUGUUGUUAUGGCUAACUCUGUUUUAAUAUUGUUUGGGGGAGAAGAUGCAAAAAGGAGGAAACUGAAUGAUCUACAUAUGUUUGAUCUCAAUUCCUUUACAUGGCUUCCACUUCUCUACACGGGAGCUGCACCUUGUCCAAGAUUCAACCAUGUGGCAGCUCUUUAUGAUGGUAAAAUUCUAUUUAUAUUUGGAGGAGCAUCAAAAUCCAGGACCUUGAAUGACUUGUAUUCACUUGACUUUGGAACAAUGGAAUGGUCAAGAAUAAAGAUACGUGGUUUCCAUCCAUCACCAAGAUCUGGUUGCUGUGGUGUUUUAUGUGGCACUAAAUGGUAUAUUACAGGGGGUGGAAGCAAGAAAAAACGACACGGGGAGACUUUGGUAUAUGAUAUAGUAAGAAGUGAAUGGUCUGUGGCAAUUGCAUCACCUCCAUCUUCUAUUACUACCAACAAGGGUUUUAGCCUAGUACAUGUGCAGCACAAGGAUAAGGACUUUCUUGUUGCAUUUGGGGGAUCCAAAAAAGAGCCAUCAAAUCAGGUGGAAGUAUUGAUAACAGAAAAAAAUGAAUCAGUCCUGGGAAGGCGACCAACUUCUACCAAAGGGCCAAGAUCUAUUCUUCUUGAAAAACAUUCAUUAACUUCUGGAUUGGGUUCUCAACGUAAAAAUGACUCAUCCCAACGUUCAAUCAACUCUGUUGCUCGACAAAAUCUUGCAUCUGCAAUUGAACAUGGUUCUGAAAGGAAAUCUCUGUCCAAAUCCUUGCUUGUACAAGAUUCCAAUUCUCUCCCUACCAACAUCUCCUUUCACAGGCAAUUUAAUCAUGAUGAAGAAUACAAUGCAGAUGUAAGGAUUGACAAGCAUUCAGAAGAUGAAAGUUCUGCCCCUCAGGCUGCUGAUCACAGAACAAAUCAAAAUGACCCUGGAAAUCACAUGAGCAAAAGUGGAGGCAAGACCAACAUGGAGGAACAGGUGUCGGUAUCUGGAAAUCCAAAUCAACAAAAUCUAGGUUUUGGAAACCCCUUUCUAGAAAGUGAUGAUGUGUCAUUCUCAUUCCCCGAGAACAGUAAAUCAGGGUUGUCCACUGCUUCAAACAUCCAUCACUAUUAUGAAACUAAAGUGGCUUCCCUAAUGAGAAAAUUUGGCAUUCUGGAGGGACAAUUGGCUGCUGCAUUAGCAAGCAGAGAGGCUGCUGAAAAAAGCUUAGCUUCUGCCUUUAAAAGCAGGCAGGAGAUGGAGAAAAAAUUGACCAAUACACUGAAGGAGAUGGAAUUGCUGAGAGAGAAACUGGUUAGUGCAGAGUUAGCCCAAGAAGAAGCUAGCAACCUAUCCAACAUGGUCCAUGGUGACAAUGUUAGGCUUGAGCAUGAUGUGGCUUUCCUCAAGGCUGUUUUAGAUGAUACACAAAAGGAAUUACACUCAACCAGAGGGGUUCUUGCAGCAGAAAGAACGAGGGCAUUCCAAUUACAGGUUGAAGUUUUCCAUCUCAAACAGAGACUUCAAUCAAUGGAAAAUCGAGCCCCUACUCCUAGGAAACCUUUUCAUGUCUAGUUUAGUGUUUUGAAUGGUCAAUGAUGCUAUGCCUAUGAAUUUCAGCAUAAAUGAUGAGACAAUGCUCCUACCAAGAAGACAAAAAGACAAAAUCUGUUAAGGAAAGGGCAAUUUGAGGAUGGUUUUGAAGACCUCCAAAGAAAAAAGCAGCACAAAUAAUGGAACUACCAAUCGGCUGAGAGAAUUGGAUCUGUACAUGUUUUAAUCACUGAGCUCCACUGUUACUUAACAGAAACACUAUAGUUUAAACAUGGAAUGAUGGUCAUUCAAGUGGUGAAGACAAGAGUUCACUAUUCCAUGUAUAAUUAAAUCAUGAUCAAAUCAAUGAUAAUUAAAUAAGAUUUAUUUUUUUGUAAUUUUUAAAA
This is a messenger RNA of Cajanus cajan (pigeon pea), 3026 nucleotides long. RefSeq lists its product as uncharacterized. Lineage: Eukaryota; Viridiplantae; Streptophyta; Magnoliopsida; Fabales; Fabaceae. The record is from RefSeq and is a predicted model, not a curated record. Gene Ontology annotation, molecular function: protein binding.